Numida meleagris (helmeted guineafowl) is the source of this 8006-nucleotide messenger RNA. It is a transcript of the gene RAMP1, whose product is annotated as receptor activity modifying protein 1. The coding region runs from base 5911 to 6405 and encodes 164 amino acids. Lineage: Eukaryota; Metazoa; Chordata; Aves; Galliformes; Numididae. Gene Ontology annotation, biological process: G protein-coupled receptor signaling pathway; cellular response to hormone stimulus; regulation of G protein-coupled receptor signaling pathway. Gene Ontology annotation, cellular component: signaling receptor complex; membrane; cell surface. Gene Ontology annotation, molecular function: coreceptor activity. The transcript is spliced from 3 exons. The record is from RefSeq and is a predicted model, not a curated record.
CGCCGGUGUCCAGCGGGGAGCGGGGGCUUUGAGAGAGGCUCCUGGACGUGGGCUGUGUGGGCUCUGCCCGCGCUUUGCCGUCCGGAGGGGGAGCGGGAAGGAGCGGUCGUUCCCAAGUGCUGAGAAACAAUCCAAGUUGGCUCCGCGUGUGCUGGCAGUGAUGCUGUCCGACACGGUCCUCCGUGCGCGGUGAGGUGCACUGAAGUGCGCUCAUGCCAGAAGACAUCCCCUGCCAUUCUCUUCAAAUACAGAAAUUAAUGACGGGGAGACUGCCCUAGGAGGGGUUCUUCCGUUUUCCCGUUUCUGAACCAGACGCGAGGAGAGGACGCAGCCAGAAGCGCUCAUUCUGGCAAACACUUCUGAGCUGGGGAUGGAUUUGCAGGUGGGAGGCUGCUGGUCAGUUUGGGAACUCCUGCAUUACCCAGCUGCUUUCACAAGGCACAAGGUCUCCUUGGUGUUGGUAGGGUUUCGUGCGCAACAGGUAGAGGAUUGGCUUAUACCCUAAGUAUACCCAGUGAAAAAUCUUAGGAUUGUGCUUUGGUACUUCGUGUAAGAAGUGUGUUUAAGAUUGCUUAAAAAAGAAACCGCACAGUGCCGUGCUGCUGCUCUUGCAUGAAACUGAAGUGCUCUUUGAGGAAACGUAGAUUUGUUUUUCCUCAUUUGCUCUCCAGUGCAGGUUUUCUCCUGGUAACCCCGCUGAAUAAUGCAUGGAGCUGUGCUGCGUAGUGGGCUUAUCCCAGCACUGUAAUUAACUAUUUACUUAUUCCAUUGCUGCAGCUUGUUCAGGGGGAUCAGACGGCAGUGCCAUCAGGCAAAGUGUGCUCUGCUAGGUGGGAGUGUGCAGCCAGUCCCACUGCCAGUACACGGCAGUUCCUGCUGCUGUUGGAUUUCUGUCUGCGGUCCCUUUUCCGUCUCCUUGGUCACAAAUGUAAGCCUGCUUCUGGGACGUGGCCCCACGGGGAGCUUGGGGCAGGAAUGGUGGGAUUCCUGCUGGUUUCCCCUUCCAGGGCCGGGGUUCCUCCAGCAUACCUAUGUGAUCAUCAUCAUCAUUCCCAUCUACGCAGAGCCCUAAACCCAGAGCAAAACCCACCUCUCCCCAUCUUUGUUGUUCUAUAACUGGUGAAAUGUCCAGAGGGAAGGAAAUCAUGGCCAGGAGGCUUUCCCGGGUCGGCUGCAGAAGCUCUGCUUGUUCUUUUGCUGCACCUUCCACCACGUGGUUUGGGUUCAGUGACUCUGGAAAUAAGAGAGCGGGAGCUGGUGGUACUCCAGGCUGCUCUUCUCCAGUUCCAGUGCUCGCAGCAGGACGCCUGCCUCCGUGUAAGCCACUUAGCUGUGAUAGAUGGCAGCUAAUCCUGGCGCUGAGUUGGGGAUGCAUUGCUUUCGCUGUGUCCUCCUUUUGCACGUUUUUUUUUUUUUUUUUUUUUUUUAAGUAGGUUCUGCACUAUUUAGGAAAAAAAAAAAAAAGAUUAAAAACAAAGCCUGUUUGUUCCUUGUUGCUCUGUGGCCCUGUACAGAUGUGGCUGUGCUGGGGGUGACCAGUGAGAUGGUGGAGUGGUGAAUGUUGAGGUUGCUGAUGCUUCUGAUGAAGCAGGCCUGGGUUUUCUUUUUUAAAAAGGAAAGAUAAAACAAGCUCCACUAAUAGACGUGCCAGCAGCUUGCUAUACGAGUACUGAGGCAAAUGCAGAGAGCUCAGCUCUCUCAGAGUGCAGGGGCUUUGCUGAGCCAUGGCUGCCGUGCCAGCCUUGCUCCUCACGGUGCCGAGCUGUGGUCUCAUGGCGCAACGCAAUGUAGAAGUGCUGAGGGAGGCUGGCUGGCUGUGUUUUGGUGUUACGAAAGGAAUACAGACUGCUUCAGAUGCCUGGAUGGCAUCCAAAAUAAAACUGGGGGAGCCAGCUUAAGGCUAAGACCACUUUGUUGCAUCUCUGUCAAGUUGGUCACUUCUGUGUAAGUCAGUGCAGCUGCUUCUGCCGGCUGGAAGCACCUUUCCUGCCCCUUCACCAUCUCCCUGCCACCCUCACCUGCUGAGCCUUCCUCCUAGCAAAAAAAAAAAAAAAACUAUGUCAGUGCUCUAAGCAACUUUGCAGCCGGCUGCAGUCUCCAUAUGAAGCCAGGGGAUUGACUAAAGUAACCCUGGCCCUGUUCGCUACGCCAGAGCACCAGCUGUAUCCCAAGGUACCUGCUGCCAUUAAAGGUAAAACAGCUGUGUCAGGUUGAGGCUGCUUGUUGGCAGGAGCAGACCGUCCAGUGGGCCGUGCAGCCUGAUGUCAGGGUUUGUGGAGUUACUUGUGGGCUGAGUUGCACGUGGAGCUUCGUUAUCGCUGGUGCAGAUGGACGAAGCAGGAUUGAGGGCUCAGGAGCCAGCUCAAGGCUGUCAAGAUGAAGCUGCCCAGAAAACCUCAUCAUUUCUGAUAAACCCAAGCAAACUGGCAGGGUUAAUGCAGCAUUUGGCUGCGUUAGGUCCUGGGACAGAGGAGACUUGAGGCUUCCUAUACACAGGGAGAGAUGUUGGCCUCUGUCUGCAGAAAGGUGAUGGUGAGCCUGGGUUCAAACCUGCUUCGUGCUCUGCUGGGUCGUGGUGCCGUCAGCGCUGGUGUGGCCGCUUCUUUUUAGGUAACGCUUGGUGGGAAGGCGUCCGCGCCUUGUGUGGGUGAGAAGUGCAUUAUUCAGCUGGAAGGGAAAAAUAACCCGCAUCAAGAAACCUGUCUUAAACAGUGAAAUAAAUUGUUCCCUAGCUGGGAAAAUGCAUGUUGAAAGUAUUUAGGCAAGCCAUAGUUCUUUGCAGCCUGGGAUGAAUGCACCAACAGGACACUGGAGCUAUUUGUUUUAUUUUGCUCUAAUGGAUUCUUAUAUUUAUUUAUUUUGUUCUUUGUAGGCUGUGUGCUCAACCGAGUAAAAAAAAACAUUUUUUUUAUCUUGAAGGUAGUUCAAUAAGGCAGCCUCUAGUCAUGCACAGCAGAACGCAGCUAGCUUAACGCAGACGAAUGCUUUGGGGAGCCAAGCAACGCGAUGUUGUCCCCAUACUGACCUCUGGCAUUUGGGCCCGUGGUGCCGACCCUUCUCCCGACACAUACCAAGCACCGUGGGCACUGCUGCCACAGGUUGCCCUUUCCUGCAGCAUCCUUCUUCUGGACCCACAUGGCAUCACUCAGCUGCACCUUGGUGGCUCCUGUGUUUUUGGCAUCCUCUGCUUCCGUUUUAGAAAUAACCCCAAAGCCCGGCUCCAGCGGCAGAGUGAGUGUGCAGGCCCCGCUGCCCUCCCCCUUGCAACCCCACGGUCUCUUGGAGUAUUGGGUAACAAAAACCCGUGCUUCUCUCCAAUAAUUUAACCAGGGCAGAUAAUUUUGAAAAAGCCCACGCUAUUCAUUAAGGAUGUAAUUAUAGCUAACUGCUCAUGCCAGGUUUUGGUGUGUAGUCAGCCAGCAGUUGGUGUGCAGCGUGCCUGGCUUCUGAUUCAUAGUCCCGUCCCUCCCCUUUUCAUCUGGUCUUUAUUUAUGUGCUAAAAAUUAGUAUUUUUUUGGAAAGGAAAUAUUUGCUGCUCUGUCCUGCCCGGAGUCAAGUCCAGAGACAUCCAAGAUAAGUCUGCUUCCUGGAAACGUGCUCGAUGGCCACCAGCACCUGACAAGAACAUCGUGUCUCUCCUGCUGCUCCACGUAGGGAACUGAAGCCAGGGGAGGAACUGGAGCAGCCCGGGGACGCCUGCUGCCAUUCAUUUAUUAGCUAACAGCAUCUAGCAGCAGUGCUAACGGGCAAAAAGUCAGUCCUGUUUUAAUUUUAAUCCAAUACUCUGCAUCCUACCGCGGCUGUUGUGUGCAAACCUGAAUCAUCCCUUGCGUGGGGAGAGAUUGGCUGUAGGUACAGGAAACCGCUGUAUGAGAUGCUCCAUGAGAUACUGAACAUGCAGCUCUGCACCAGAGCUACCCGAGUGUGGCAGACCUUCAGAGUUCCUUCUGAGGAGGGGGAAGGCAGUGUGUGGGGCCUUAUUUAUGCCACAAAGGAGAUGGUAUAGAUUGCUGGCAGCAGGAAUGGGAGGUGCUGCCUGCAGCUCAGGAUAGCAAUUGUGAAACAAUAACCCAGAGUUAUUUAGAAGCAAGCCCUGAGGCGUGUCUCUGCAGCAAGCUUUGGUGCCACCACAAGCUGGUGCCGUGGGUGGUUUGGGCGCGCCAGGCAGACCGCAGCCCAUCCGCUUGCACAUGGACACGGCUGGAAGCUGUGGGCUUAGCCGUAGUGCUGGGAGCGCUCGCUGCUGCUGCAGUGUUGUGCAGGUGAGGUCUGAGCCACAAAGCUCAUUCUCGAUGCAGCAGAGAAAACCUGCAGACAACAAGGGGAAAGCAGAGUGAUUUCAGCCUGGGCUUGUUCAGAAAGCAAAUGAUUUCACAUAGGGUUUUGCAGCGUUUGGGUGAAAAUACUGGGAUUUUAGUCCUUGGAGUCCAGAGCUUUGCUGUCUUGUAGAACACAGACUGGUCACUGCCAGCCCUGCUGCAAUUGUCGCUUUGCAGUGGUCUGCAGCCUUUGGGAGUUUAAUGAGACCUCUAAGCUUUUAGCCGAAUGUCCAGCUGUUUUCUGCUCGCUGCUGUGCAGCCGAGUGCUCUCCACCAAAAACACCUGCCAGGCCAACUGGAGCUGGGAUGAUUGCUAACGCAUCCGUUGGCGAUGUGUGCUCCACAUGCGUUUCUCCAUUCUAUAUCCAACACGAUCAAGGGGUGUCAGGCUCAGGGGCACUCAUUUAAUGACAUUUCCUUAAUGGGAGAACAAACCAAGGGACCUGGACUGCUCCUGAUACACCUUGCCACUUCUUUCCCAGCUGGUCACAGCCAUGCUCAGCCCAUCCAUGCCUUUGAGUUGCUUUGAUUGGCAAGUACUUAAAGUUUCCUGGGGUUGUGUUUUCACUUGGUUUGAUUUCUUUGUGCCUUUAGCUUUUAUUUUCUCAUACUGGAGUUCAUUUUUUGCUGAAUGCGAGAUAGCUGUAGCUUGCAGCUGCUCAGGUAUGGCUCAUGGUUGCUUCUCGUCUCUCCACCCAACGUGGAGCUGCCAGUUAGGGUGUUUUCCUCUAGGAAGUGGCCAUGGUGUCUGUGCUGCAGGAACAGAUGUCAGGAAAUGCUCAGGCUUCUCUAAUAAUAGUUGUUGCGCUGGUACAAGUGGAUGACCUGUCUCCAGUCUCAUCUGUGCUAAUUGGCUGCGGGUAGCCUGGCUGAGCUCAGUUAAAUUCUGCUUCUCCUCAUGUUGUAUCGCUCUUGAAUUUCUUAAAGCGGCUUUCUCUUCCCCAGCUCCUCUGUUUUGCGUGCCUCACUCGCUUCUGCCUGGCUCCGCUUCCUGCUUUGCUUCCAGUUCCCCUUGGCCCCUCUCCUGGUUGCUUUUCAGUCCACGCGUCUCCAAGCCCUGCUUUCUCCCCAUGCACCCCAUGCUCAGCAUCACUCCCAUGGACAACUUUGGCUGUCAUAGCCCCGUCGCUCCCAAGGCCGACAUUUCUGCAGCUAAACUCUGCGCUGAUUAUUUCUUUUGUUAAGAAAUUAAAUAAAAAAUACCCCCCCUCCCCUCCAGCUUUUGCACCAAGCUAUUCACAUGUAGCAAAAAAUAGAGUCGGUAUGCGAUGCUUGCCCGCAAUGUGCUCCAGUAGCUGCAAAGGCACUGGCAGGCACUUUGGGACCAAGAGCAAGGUAUUAUUUAUAGCUGGCUGCAGUAAAUCAUUCCUACUAAGGUUUUUCUUUCAGGCUGAGCCCUGUGUAACAUUGCUGCUGUUGCUUUUCAUAGAAAAAUUGCACAAAUUCAUCUAAUAACACGAUCCGGCUUGGAGCCCAGUUGCACUGCUCACAGUCAUUCCCUGCCGCCCUUUCUCCAGUGCAGUCGUCUUGCCCCAAAUUCCACUGCUGGAGCCCACAGAAAGCAUCUUUCUCCUCUGAUCCCAAACCCCCUAUGGCAGAGACUCAUAGACCGGUGGUGACACAAAUCUUGGUGCUGGUGCUCACAAUGCAUGCAGAGGUGGAUGUCUGUUUGGAAGCACAGCACCUUCCAGCCCAUCACUUCAUCGUGGCGACGGCGUGCCAUGAGGCAGAGUACAGCCGGCAGAUCCGCGAGCGCUGCCUCCGGCCCUUCAAGCUCAGUAUGGAGGGCAUCGGGCAGCAGCUGUGGUGCGACUGGGACGAGACCAUGGGCACCUACGGGGAGCUGACGAACUGCACGGUGGCGGUGGCCGAGAACCUCACUUGCUACUGGCCCAACCGGUUGGUGGAUGAGUUCUUCGUCGCCGUCCACAGCCACUACUUCAGGAACUGCUCCCCGUCCGGCCGGGCGCUGCGCGACCCCCCCAACAGCAUCCUCUGCCCCUUCAUCCUGGUGCCCAUCCUCAUCACCCUGCUGAUGACCGCACUGGUUGUGUGGCGGAGCAAACGCAGCGAGGGCAUCGUCUAGGGACAGUUUUUAGGGGAGAGCCUGGCCAAGGAGCAUCCCAGGGGUGCUAAGCCCCAGUGGUGCUGCUGCAUCUCCCACUGGCCCCCUCCCAGGUGGUGGCUUCCUAUUAAAUCAAUCGUUAACAACCUGGGGAUGCUGGUGGCAGUGAGGAUACUGCUCGCUGGGUACAGAGAGAGUGCUGCAGCUCUGCUCAGCCCUUCCCUGCUUCCCUCCCAGCACCCCACAGAAUCCACUGGGGGGAAAAAAGGAAGAAUUGGAAAAAUUUGGGGAAAAAAAACCUAGGCAGGGGUUGGUGUCCUGCCUGUGGUGCCAGCAUAGCACCAGGACGUGCCAUAAAAAGGACAGCGGGCCAGGGCGCAGCCUGGGUGAUGAGACCUUCACUUUUCAUCUUUUUAUCCUUUUUUUGUUGUUUUACCCUCUGUAACAGUGGGAAAAGCACCUCGUCCCCCUGCCCUUCCAUGGACAGGCUAUGACUAGAGGUGGAGAGAUGGGUGAUGGUCACUGCUUCGCACCAGAGGUGAGAGCGGUGGUGGCACUGAUGGCCUGGGAGGUGCCCCAGGGCCAAUGAACAACGGGAAUUGGGUGCUUUUCCUAAUUAAAUAAAUACAUGCAGAAGUAAAGCAGGUGGCAGUCUUUGGUGCAUCCCCUCUACGAAGCCGGGCUCUGGGUGGGCUGAGGGUCCCGAACCCUUCCUGCUGCCCUGCUGGGUGUUCUUAUGGGUCUCCUUUGAGGUCCCGGGGUAGGACUUCACCUUCAAACCAAGCCCAGGGGAGGGAGGAAGGGAUGGGGUGGAUCUUCAGCUGUGAUGUGGAGGCUAGGGCAGAAACACAGAGCUGGGGGAUUACACUCAGCCCAUGGAAGGAGGAUUUCAGUGAGGAGGCUGCUGGAGUGGGGCACGUGCCGAGUGUGGGCCGAGAGCAGCCCCAAAGCAUUCCCACCGUCCUGCUGGCCCCCACCACCUCUUGGCGGUGUUUCAUCCCUGGCACAAGUGAAAACUGAAAAUGCUUUCCCACCUGCUUGAGUGUGCUUUCCUCCCUACUCUCCCUGACAUUACCGCUUCCACAGUACAAAUCUGCCAUUAUCGUCUCCUGCUUCAAGGACCGUGCUGCUCCACAUUUCAUUCCAAAUAGACACAAUGGCUGCAUUCUCUAAAGAUAAGGCUCUCCCGCCACGUGCCAUCCACACAUCUCAUUUCCUCGCUUUUCUGGGCCUCUGAUAACACGUGCAGGAGGGAAGUGUAACAAGCAAGGCUGCUGCAACCCGCUGCAGCUACCCCGUGCCCGCUAAGGAGCGGGGGGCUUGGAGACCAGGCAGUGCCCCUUUUGUGGAGGACCCAGAGAUCCCACAGUGUCCAAUCCCCCCUCACUGCCCCCACAGCUGAAGGCAAAGGCAGAUUUCUUAACCACCAAAGAAAAAUCUCCCUUUUGUUAUGUUUUUCACGGAAAUAUAUAUAUAUAACAUAUAUAGAAUUUUACUAAUAGUACACAAGUACUUAAGUUACAGAUGAGCCUUGUUUUUCUUUAAACUACUUCACACACACAAAAAAAAAAAUACCGCGGCCCAAACGGGAACUGAAAAUAGCAAUGUAAAAAUUCCAGACU